Molecule: messenger RNA, 1407 nt
Organism: Arthroderma uncinatum
Lineage: Eukaryota; Fungi; Ascomycota; Eurotiomycetes; Onygenales; Arthrodermataceae
Exons: 1
Coding region: 1-1407 (468 amino acids)
Source: RefSeq, a predicted model, not a curated record
AUGGCCACUCUCACAUGUACAGACGCGAGUGAUGGCAACGUCAAGCCCAUUCACUACUCCGAUGAUGCUGCUGCUGGCUCCUCGCCCUUCUUGUACAUACCCUCCAAGGCAGAUGGCAACAGCAACAGCAACGGCUCGUCAAGGCAGAACUAUAUAACGACCUUCCUGUUCGACGACGACGACGACGAGCCCCGGUUUGGCGCCAGAGCUGGAGAUGAUUCCUACUUUCCUGCCUUUCAAAUGACCGAUAUCAACGACCAGACAGAUCUCGCCCUGCCCAGGACGUACUCUGCAACGGGUAGCCCGAUAUCGACCUUCUCCAUGUCUAGUGCCGACGACGACGACGUGCCGGAGGUGCAGAGCUUGAUCAAGCAGACACAGACUCAGCCUUCGACAUCUACAUCUACAUCGACAUCUACAUCGACCAACUCCAAGUCGACCCCUCAGAGGAGCGAUGCUGGUUCCAGAACAUCUUCCUUUUCGAUAGAACGCCGUCGAACGUUGAGAGGGGCCACGGCAUCUCGAUCUCCAUCGUCAACCAGACCCAAGCGUAGCAUACAGCAUCUACGCGGUAAAUCAGGGACAUACGCCAAACUCACCCCUUCACGGUCCGAUGUUGGCACUCCCGGACGCAACGAUCGAGAUCUCCUGGCUCUUCACCGCGAGAGCUGUCUCCUGUUCAGCCAAGCUGGCCAAUAUAAAGAACCGGCCAACCAGAAGGACGGGGAACGUAGACCCUUAUCGACUCGUCACUCCCAGCCACACAUCUCUGCCUCAAACACAAUGAACACAACGAACAUAAACGACUUACGACAUCGCAUACUACCCACCUCCCAACAUUCGGCUUCUACAUCUCCGCUACUCAAACCAGAAAACACCCCUACUUCACCCUUCCAGUCUGACGGCAUACCGUCACCACCCAUCAACCAGUUCACCUGGACCCCUAUCCAUGACCGAACAGACGAAGGCUCUUCAUCCACCGACGCACCACUACCACCACCCCCUCCUCUCCCCAAGACAGUAAUAGACUGGACAUCUCCUUCAACCCGACGACGGGAAUAUGAAAAGAUCGACCGUGCCAGCCGUGGAAUCCGCGGAGCAUGGAGAAAGUUUGCCCCCCAAUGGUGCCAGAGCAAAGACGCACGAGCUCCGUUCUUUGAAGAAUGCAAGACCGGCCGGGCAAAUGAUGAUGGCAGCGUCAGGAGGUUUCGAAUGGAGAUUCCAGAAGAGGACGGCAAUGAUGUUGAUGAACGCCAACGCCAGAAUAGGGGAGUGGCCGUGUUGCGAAACGGUCUUGUUUCGGUGCUUACCAGGCGUAAGUCGGAGCACGAGACUGCAGGCCACGAGAAGACUGCCCUUAAGCCGUGGCGGACGCUGAACCAUCGACGGAAUUCGUCUUUUGUUUAA